AUGUCCAUAGUCCUCGACCUCUUCAAAAAGAAAGUCCUCGCUAUGCCCAAAGCGGCAUCAAGAUUCACGCCCGCCGUCAAAGAAGGAUCUCGAAUUCUCCCACCAAAGGCAAAAGAUGUGGAGUUGAAACUCCGCAUUGACGGCGGUCAUUACAACCCUGCCGACAAAAAGCUCAAUGUCGUCCUACAAAUAAACAAAGAAGCCAAGUCGCCGUGCCUUGUCGAACAACGAAAAAAAUUUACAUCACAUUAUAAAUUCGCGUCGAAAAAGUUUGACACGGGGGCAGGGGGUAAGCAAGGAGAGUUGGAGAGGGUAUUGGACUCUCUAUGCGCUCAGCGAAAGGGGGAACUCAAGAAAUUAGGACGUUAA
Messenger RNA from Bipolaris sorokiniana ND90Pr, 369 nucleotides. RefSeq lists its product as uncharacterized. Lineage: Eukaryota; Fungi; Ascomycota; Dothideomycetes; Pleosporales; Pleosporaceae. The transcript has a single exon. The coding region runs from base 1 to 369 and encodes 122 amino acids. The record is from RefSeq and is a predicted model, not a curated record.